AUGCAGGAUGUCCUGGGACAGCUUAUUACAGGACCGCAAAUCGUCUUUGGUCACGGAAAGCCGAUAUCGACCAAGAUCAUACUGGCCAAGUCGGAUCUUUCGCCUUUUGUUCCUGGUGGUACUCCUCGCAGUCUGGACGCUGGCUUUGUGCUGGACAGUAAUCGCGGACAAGGUUUUCGGACGGUCAUUGACAUAUACGGCAACGACAUUUAUCCAGACCAUAUUUUACUUUACAACAUUUACAGUCACGGCGAUUACCUAUCUAUGGUAUUCUAUACAAGACCAAGCGACAUCGACUAUACUGCCAUGUGUCUCUCGACCGUGGUUCAAGGCAUAUGCAAUCCUUUGGAUGCUUUCUGCCGGGAUCUUGGUGACUUUGUCGGCAAUAGAGACACAUAA
Molecule: messenger RNA, 399 nt
Organism: Pestalotiopsis fici W106-1
Lineage: Eukaryota; Fungi; Ascomycota; Sordariomycetes; Amphisphaeriales; Sporocadaceae
Exons: 1
Coding region: 1-399 (132 amino acids)
Source: RefSeq, a predicted model, not a curated record